UCCUAUAGUGUGAUCCGAACACGCAGCACUCCUGAAAUUACUGGAUGACUCUGACCCGAAAUACGUUUCUUUAUUACCUUUAGAAAUAGUUUAUUUUCUUAGCAUUUCAGAAGAUUACAUCUUGUCAUUCAGUUUCCUGGACUUUUACUAAGUUACUUUUCUUUUUAAGCCUAAAAACCACUACUUCCUGCAUUGCUACAAAUCUUCCGGCACUGCUACAAAUACAAGUCUCCUGCUGAAGCGAUUGCUAAGAAGGUUCACCUAUCAUUUGAAAGAUGGAAAAUAAGUUCAAGAGAAUUGUUCUCCUGAAAGGUUUAUAUCCUAUCAGUGACUUUCAUUUUAGAACAGUAAAGUCUUUAAUGGCCAAAGAUUUAAACCUGAAAGGAACCAAGCAUGAAGAAUACGACAAAGUUAAAUUUGCUGACCUGAUGGCAGAAAAGUUCAAAAGUGAUGCAGGACUGGGAAAACUGAUAACAAUUUUCAAAGACAUACCAGAUCUUGAAGGCACUGCUGACAUUCUGAGAAAAGAGAAGGCAAAAGUAUCUGAUAAAAAGAAAUGCAAAAGAAAACCAAAAACUACAGAGAAAAGCAACAAGAAGAAGAAAUCCAGUACUGUUCAACAUGCACUCACCACACCUCAAGAUUCGCAAUCAGAAUCAGUGACGAAUUUGCCCUCCUCGAAGGAUACAUCUGAAAUCAGCAUGCAAGAGAGUGACGGUCCAACACAACCAAAGAAGAAAAAGGAAAAUCCAACCAAGAAAGCAGACAACUUAAAAAAAACCAAACCACAGCAGGAAACAAGCUUAAUGCCAGAAACUCCUGCUUCCACCACAGCUCUGCAGAGCCCUGUCAAGCCUGCACCCAACUACUCGAGCAGCACCUCAGCCCAGAAAAAGAAAAACACAGUCUCCAAAACAAAUAAAUCCAUAACGAUAGACACUGAUCUGGAAACAACCAACACACUUCCAGAUAGGAGCUGUCCUCAAACUCUUCUAAAGCCUUCAGUCAGUUCACUGAGCAGUCUCCUUACUCCCCAGGUAUGGCCAACACCACCCCACAGUCAGCAGUCUACUCAGAUGCCUUCAACAACACUAAAGACCCCUCAGCAGACUCCACAGAUACCUGCAUCCACAUCCUCUAGAAGUCUACAAAUGUCACAGACACCUUCAGUAACACCAUCUGGCAAUCUCUCUACUCCUGAGAGGGCUGCAACACUACCCAACCAAGUCCAGAUUGUUUUAAUGUCUCCAGAAAUAUCCAGUAAGCGUCAGACUCCACAGAUGCCUCUUGCAGCCCCCAGAAAUCUGAACACUGCUCAGAAGCCUACGAAAAUAUCAUUUACCAGUCUGAAGAUACCUCAGAGCACUCCAAAAUGCAAACCCAGCAAUACACAAACUCUUCCAAAGGCUACCAAAACACAGACCAGCAGACUGCAGACUACACAGGUCCCUCCAGAAAUAUCCACAUGUCUUCCGACUCUGCACAUGCCUCUACCGCCAUCCAGCAGUAUGCAGACUCCUCAGAAGGCUCCAAAAACACUACCCAGAAAUCUGCAAACCAUACAGAUCCUUCCAGCACCAGCCAGCAGUCUCCAGACUCCAGGGAUGCUUCCAGAAGCAAUAUCCAUCAGUUACUCAACCAUGAAACCAAGGCUGAAGUGUGUGCCCAGUGAGCCUUCUGAAGAAACUGGUUACCAGCCGAACUGCAAAGAAGUAAUGGUGCUGAGAGUGACAGAACCAUUUAUCUAUAACUUUAAAGAACCAGAGAACAUGAUGCUUCAUGCCACUGUAGCUACAGAGAACGAAUUCUUCCGAGUGAAAGUGUUUGACAUGGCAGUUAAGGACAUGUUCAUCCCCAAAAAUGUCCUUUCUAUAUCACAUUAUCAUGGUCGAGAUGGAUUCCUGGAGAUAUACAAGUACUCAGCUGUGUCUAAUGUGAGUGCUGACCGAAGUUUGAACAUCUCUAGUACUCUGGUUCAGCGUGCGAACGCAACUCCUAAAAUCAGCCAGAUUUGCUUGCCAUGUAAAAGCAAAUAUGUGAAUGGUACAUUUACUGUGUGUAAGAAAACAGUGAAGGGAGAAUUCAUGUAUUAUGACAUAGAAGAUAAUACAGGAAAGAUGGAAGUUGUGGUCCAUGGAUGGUUGAGAAACAACUACUGUGAAGUAGGUGAUAAACUUAACCUCACUUGCUUUGAAGUGGCCUCAAGUGGGGGCAGCUGCCAGCUGAGAUCUGUACUCCACAGUCACCUCAAGGUCAACAAAACCAGGAAAGCCAAGAUGUAGCCACUCAAUUCUAACACAGAUGUGGAAAGUAUACAGAAGUACUGCAAACCUGAAUGCCAUUGAUCAUAAUAUUGCUGGAAAUAGGAUGCGUGUUUAGGAAGAAAAUAUAGGAUCCAAGUAUAGGAAGAAAGUAUGUAUAAAUACCAGCUCUUAGCUGGUCAUUGUGGUACAUGCCUAACAUCCAGAACUUUGAGAAGCUGAAGAGGAAGGAUUGAAAUUUGAAGCCCAGCCUAGGCAAUUUAUACACUUGGCAUAAUCUUGUCUCAAAAAUAUUUGUUGUA
Molecule: messenger RNA, 2563 nt
Organism: Octodon degus (degu)
Lineage: Eukaryota; Metazoa; Chordata; Mammalia; Rodentia; Octodontidae
Product: pyrin and HIN domain-containing protein 1-like
Exons: 9
Coding region: 276-2282 (668 amino acids)
Biological process (GO): cellular response to interferon-beta; activation of innate immune response
Molecular function (GO): double-stranded DNA binding
Source: RefSeq, a predicted model, not a curated record